This is a messenger RNA of Cloeon dipterum, 1355 nucleotides long. Its product is annotated as synaptic vesicle membrane protein VAT-1 homolog. The record is from RefSeq and is a predicted model, not a curated record. Bases 160 to 1269 code for a protein of 369 amino acids. Gene Ontology annotation, molecular function: oxidoreductase activity. NCBI's taxonomy places the organism in Eukaryota, Metazoa, Arthropoda, Insecta, Ephemeroptera, Baetidae. The transcript has 6 exons.
AUCAGUUUCAGUUGCCGCCGAGCAUUUAUUCGAAGCGCUCGGAAACAUUCUCGUAGCAAAACACUGAGACCGCAAGCGGCAAGAAUUUUUACCAGAGGAAACAUAUAAUUAUUAUACUUCAUUUGAUCUCACAAUCAACACCGUCAGCAAAUAAACAGAAUGUCUCAGUCUGGGGAGGAAACGUCAAGAACUUCAGAAAUGCGCCACGACCCUGACGAAAUGCCAGACAACCUGGACGUUGUUGCCGUUCGACUCUCUGGUUUUGGUGGUUUGGAUAAAGUUAAAAUCGAGAAAGUUUCCAUGCCAUUGAUAAUUCCUGACGGCCAUGCUGAGGUGCAAGUUAAAGCAUUCGGCGUCAACUUUGCUGACCUUUACAUGCGUCAGGGUCUGAUGCGCAACCUGAGGCCCCCGAUGACCAUGGGGAUGGAGUGCUCAGGAGUGGUCAACAACGUGGGCCCUGGCGUGACCACUCUUAAGGCGGGCGACCGUGUCAUCUGCUACCAAGUGAACGGCGGCCUCCACCAGCAGGUCGUGUUUGUACCUGAGGAAGCUUGUUUCCUGUUGCCUCCGGAGGUGUCUUUUGAUAUUGGAGCGGCCAUUUUCGUAAACUACCUGACGGCCUAUUUCAGCGUCUUGAAUAUUGGCAACCUUGAGGCUGGACAGACUGUCCUCAUACACUCCUGCGCUGGUGGGGUCGGAUGGGCUGCAACCCAGCUGGCGCGCUCUGUCCCAAAUGUCAAAGUCUACGGGACCACUUCAAUGGAGGAGAAGCACGCUGCGGUUAAAGCGAACGGAGUGAGUGUCGUGCUGGACCCCAAAACCUACGUGGAAACACUAAAAGUGCUAGAGCCCCAGGGAGUCCACCUGGUCUUAGACAGCAUCGGAGGGACAAGCUUCCUGCAGUCUCAGCAGCUUUUGAGGCCUCUUGGAAGAGCCGUAUUGAUUGGCGCCAGUAGCAUGCUGAACGGCGACAGGAAGCUGGGGCUUUGGGACAUGCUCGUCACGUGGUGGCGCACCCGGUGCGUCUCACCAACCGAUUUGCUGAAUGAGAGCAAGGUGGUGGCAGGUCUCCACCUAGCAAAUCUGUUGAAGGACGAUCCACAGAGGGUGCGUGAAGCCCUGCAGACUUUGUUCUCCAUGCUUGAGCAAAAACAGAUUGAACCCAAAAUUUAUAUGAAGUUUCCAUUGGAGUUGGCCGUGGAUGCGUACAAGGAGCUACACCAGAGGAAAAAUAUUGGCAAGAUUCUGCUGCACAACUUGGUCAAGUGACUGAUUUUUUGCUAAGUGUUGCCCUAUUUGGCCACGUGAAAUUUGUUAUUUGUUCAGAAAUAAAAAACUUUUUGUUAAGCUACAUA